Molecule: messenger RNA, 896 nt
Organism: Teleopsis dalmanni
Lineage: Eukaryota; Metazoa; Arthropoda; Insecta; Diptera; Diopsidae
Product: apidaecins type 14-like
Exons: 16
Coding region: 55-762 (235 amino acids)
Source: RefSeq, a predicted model, not a curated record
UUUCGGUUUGUGUAUAACGAUUUCUAUUCAGAAAUUUAAGUAUAAUAAUCUACUAUGAAAGGAUUGGUCCUUUACUGUACUGUGGCAGUAUUACUCUCUACUGCAUUUGUUAGUGCAAGUUGCAAGAAAUGGGUUCCAGCAAAAUCACGGGGUCGCCGCAAUGUUGAAGCUGAGCCUCCAAUGCCAGGACCACCAAAACCACGCAAUGGACAAAUUGAAGACAUCCGCGUACGCAGAAAUGUUGAGGCAGAGCCACCACAGCCAGGUCCACCAAAACCACGAAAUGGACAAAUAGAAGAUAUAAGAGUACGCAGAAAUGUUGAGGCAGAACCACCACAGCCAGGUCCACCAAAACCAAGAAAUGGACAAAUUGAAGAUAUGAGAGUUCGUCGAGAUGUUGGAGCAGAACCUCCAAAGCCAGGUCCACCAAAACCACGAAAUGGACAAAUAGAAGAUAUAAGAGUUCGCCGAGAUGUUGGAGCAGAACCUCCAAAGCCAGGUCCACCAAAAUCAAGAAAUGGACAAAUUGAAGAUAUGAGAGUUCGCCGAGAUGUUGGAGCAGAACCUCCAAAGCCAGGUCCACCAAACCCAAGAAAUGGACAGAUUGAGCAGAUCAGAGUACGCCGAGAUGUUGAAGCAGAGUCACCGAUGCCACGACCACCAAAGCCCAUUAAUGAGCAACAUAUAGACUCAAGAGUACGCCGUCAAGUUCCUCCAGAACUUCCUAUCCCCGCUCCACCAGGGAUGCCAGGAGGCAAAUGAAUAGAAAUCAAGAAGUUCGAAGACAUUAAUUUAAUAUCUUAAAUCAAACCGAGAAGAAUUUAGUAUGUCUUAUAGAAAAUAUGUAUAUAAAUUAAUGCAUUGAAAAACGUAUGAAUAAAAUGAAAAAAAAAAAA